CCUCCCGCCCGUGAGCCGCGCGCCAACUCGAGGCGCCGCGCGCGCGCGCGCGGGGCACGUUGCACCGGAGUGACGCAUAAUAUGUGGGCCCCUUCGGAACCGUGGUCGCGCUGUGUGUGAGGGAGAGUGAGUGCGGGACCUGAGGCUGUGUGUGUGAACUGCGGCCGCUGGCGGGGCAGGCGGGAGCGGCGGAGCCGCCCGGGAAGGUGUGGUGUAUAUUUAUUUCGUGGAACCAUUUGAAAAUAAGUUGCAGACCCAUCACCCCUGGAUACUUUGGCAGCCAUCCUUUAGGAUCAGGACGUUCUUCAUAUUUUUUGUAGGGCUUUGUAUUAUUCCAUUGUAUGGACAGUAUUACCAUUUAGACCUCACAACAACCAUUUCCAUUUUAUAGAUGAGGAAAUUAAGGUUUGGAGAAGUUAAAUAACUUGACUAAGACCUCAGAGGUAUGUCAGCAGAGCUGGAAUCUGAAUGCUUGAAACCUUUUUCCAUCAAGUACCAAACGGAUUGGUCUUGGAGACCUGUCUGAGCCCGUUUUCUAAGUAAAUGACUUAACCAGGCCGAGCCAUGACUGCAGUAGCGGUACCUGUGGACUCCAAAGCCGAGCUCACCACCCUGCUGGAGCAGUGGGAGAAGGACCAUGGCAGUGGGCAGGAUAUGGUACCGAUCCUCACCAGGAUGUCGGAGUUGAUUGAAAAAGAAACCGAAGAAUACCGUAAGGGGGACCCGGACCCAUUUGAUGACCGACACCCUGGUCGAGCUGAUCCAGAGUGUAUGCUGGGCCACUUGCUGAGAAUUCUCUUCAAGAAUGAUGAUUUCAUGAACGCACUGGUGAAUGCAUAUGUGAUGACAAGCCGAGAGCCCCCUCUAAACACUGCAGCCUGCAGACUCCUCCUAGAUAUCAUGCCAGGGCUGGAAACUGCUGUUGUCUUUCAGGAAAAGGAAGGAAUCGUUGAGAAUCUUUUCAAAUGGGCCCGAGAGGCUGAUCAACCAUUGAGGACAUACUCUACUGGGCUGUUAGGAGGUGCUAUGGAAAAUCAAGACAUUGCUGCCAACUACAGGGAUGAAAAUUCACAACUGGUGGCAAUAGUGCUUCGAAGACUGAGGGAGCUACAGCUUCAGGAAGUGGCUUCGCGGCAAGAAAGCAAGCGUCCCAGCCCACGGAAGCUCUCCUCGGGGCCCCUUCUGCCUCUGGAUGAAGAAGCUGUGGAUAUGGACUAUGGCGACGUGGCUGUAGGUGUAGUGGACGGGGAGCAGGAGGAAGCCUCACACGACGUGGAGCUCUCCUUCCAUCUUGAUUCAGGCCACAAGACCAGUAGCAGAGCGAACUCGGCCAUCAAAGCCGAGGAGGGAGGACUGAGGAAAAACAAGGCAGUGAAGCACAGCGACAGAGAGAGCUUCAGGAAAGCCAAGCAGAAGCUGGGUUUCUCGUCGUCUGACGCGGAGCGCACGCUUGUGGAGCUGUCUAAUAGCAGCUGGUCCGAGAUGUCCCCCUGGGUGAUCGGCACAAAUUACACCCUUUAUCCUAUGACUUCUGCUAUUGAGCAGCGACUAAUUCUCCAGUAUUUGACUCCCCUAGGAGAAUAUCAGGAGUUACUUCCCAUCUUCAUGCAGCUUGGGUCACGGGAGCUGAUGAUGUUCUACAUCGACCUGAAACAGACUAAUGAUGUCCUGCUGACGUUUGAGGCACUCAAGCACCUAGCAUCUCUCCUGCUCCAUAACAAGUUUGCCACAGAGUUUGUCGCACACGGUGGAGUACAGAAAUUACUGGAAAUUCCUCGUCCAUCUAUGGCUGCUACUGGUGUGUCCAUGUGCUUGUACUACCUGUCCUACAACCAGGACGCUAUGGAAAGAGUUUGCAUGCAUCCUCACAAUGUUCUGUCUGAUGUGGUGAACUAUACCCUUUGGUUAAUGGAAUGUUCUCAUGCCUCAGGAUGCUGCCAUGCUACCAUGUUUUUCUCAAUCUGCUUCUCCUUCCGGGCCGUGUUGGAGCUCUUUGACCGCUAUGAUGGUCUUCGGCGUCUGGUGAACUUGAUCAGUACUUUGGAGAUUCUAAACCUGGAAGAUCAGGGUGCGCUUCUGAGUGAUGAUGAGAUAUUUGCCAGCCGCCAGACGGGCAAGCACACCUGCAUGGCCCUGCGCAAGUACUUUGAGGCCCACCUGGCCAUUAAAUUAGAGCAAGUGAAGCAGUCACUUCAGAGGACCGAGGGGGGCAUUCUUGUCCAUCCCCAGCCGCCCUACAAGGCGUGUUCAUAUACUCAUGAACAGAUUGUGGAGAUGAUGGAGUUCCUGAUAGAAUACGGGCCGGCUCAGCUGUACUGGGAACCAGCUGAAGUCUUCCUUAAACUCUCCUGUGUCCAGCUGCUGCUGCAGCUCAUUUCCAUCGCCUGCAAUUGGAAGACCUAUUACGCAAGGAAUGACACCGUGCGCUUCGCCCUGGAUGUCCUGGCCAUUCUCACCGUGGUGCCCAGAAUCCAGCUCCAGUUGGCAGAAUCAGUGGACGUGCUAGAUGAGGCCGGCUCCACCGUCUCCACUGUAGGUAUCAGCAUUAUUUUGGGAGUGGCUGAGGGUGAGUUCUUUAUCCAUGAUGCUGAAAUCCAGAAGUCCGCACUUCAGAUUAUCAUCAAUUGUGUGUGUGGCCCGGAUAAUCGAAUCUCCAGCAUUGGCAAAUUCAUCUCUGGAACGCCUCGGAGAAAGCUGCCUCAGACUCCCAAAAGCAGCGAGCACACCUUGGCCAAGAUGUGGAACGUUGUCCAGUCCAACAAUGGCAUCAAGGUGCUCCUGUCCUUACUGUCCAUCAAGAUGCCCAUCACAGAUGCCGACCAGAUCCGGGCUCUGGCCUGCAAGGCCCUGGUGGGCCUGUCUCGCAGUAGCACUGUCCGGCAGAUCAUUAGCAAGCUGCCCCUUUUCAGCAGCUGCCAGAUCCAGCAGCUCAUGAAGGAGCCUGUGCUGCAGGACAAGCGCAGCGAGCACGUCAAGUUCUGCAAGUACGCGGCCGAGCUCAUUGAACGGGUGUCCGGGAAGCCGCUGCUCAUUGGCACUGACGUGUCACUGGCUCGGCUGCAGAAAGCAGAUGUUGUUGCCCAGUCGAGGAUCUCCUUCCCUGAGAAGGAGCUGCUUCUGUUGAUACGAAACCAUCUCAUUUCUAAAGGGCUUGGGGAGACAGCAACUGUGCUGACGAAAGAGGCUGACCUGCCCAUGACUGCUGCCUCGCAUUCUUCAGCCUUCACCCCAGCCACCGCUGCUGCUCCUGUGUCUCUUCCCCGAACCCCGCGCCUUGCCAAUGGCAUCGCCACUCGGCUGGGUGGCCAUGCUGCUGUGGGUGCCCCUGCACCUUCUGCCCCCGUGGCCCAUCCACAGCCACGGCCCCCCCAGGGCUCACUAGCUCUGCCGGGCCCGUCCUAUGCAGGCAACUCCCCCUUGAUAGGGAGGAUCAGUUUUAUCAGAGAGAGGCCGUCCCCCUGCAAUGGCAGGAAAAUCAGAGUAUUGCGGCAGAAGUCGGACCACGGCGCCUACAGCCAAAGCCCGGCCAUAAAAAAGCAGCUGGACAGACACCUUCCUUCCCCACCUACGCUGGACAGUAUCAUCACGGAGUAUCUUAGAGAGCAGCAUGCUCGCUGCAAGAACCCAGUUGCCACUUGCCCGCCUUUCUCUCUCUUUACUCCUCACCAGUGUCCUGAGCCAAAACAGAGGCGGCAAGCGCCAAUAAACUUUACCUCAAGGCUAAACCGCAGGGCGUCGUUUCCAAAGUAUGGAGGGGUGGAUGGCGGGUGCUUUGAUAGGCACCUUAUCUUUAGCAGGUUCCGUCCUAUUUCAGUGUUCCGGGAAGCCAACGAGGAUGAGAGUGGCUUCACUUGCUGCGCGUUCUCGGCACGGGAGCGGUUCCUGAUGCUCGGCACCUGCACCGGCCAGCUGAAGCUCUAUAACGUGUUCAGCGGGCAGGAGGAGGCCAGCUAUAACUGUCACAACUCGGCCGUCACACACCUUGAACCUUCCAGGGACGGGUCCUUGCUGCUGACAUCUGCUACUUGGAGCCAGCCUCUGUCCGCACUGUGGGGAAUGAAAUCAGUGUUUGAUAUGAAGCAUUCCUUCACGGAAGAUCACUAUGUCGAAUUCAGUAAGCACUCUCAGGACCGGGUCAUAGGCACCAAAGGAGACAUCGCCCAUAUUUAUGAUAUUCAGACUGGCAACAAGCUGUUGACUCUGUUUAACCCAGAUCUUGCCAACAACUACAAGAGGAACUGUGCCACCUUUAAUCCUACAGAUGAUCUUGUCUUAAAUGAUGGCGUCCUCUGGGAUGUCCGCUCUGCACAGGCCAUCCACAAGUUCGACAAGUUCAACAUGAACAUCAGUGGCGUUUUCCAUCCGAAUGGACUAGAGGUCAUCAUUAAUACUGAGAUCUGGGACCUGCGCACCUUCCACCUCUUGCACACAGUUCCUGCUCUGGAUCAGUGUCGUGUGGUGUUCAACCACACCGGGACCGUGAUGUAUGGAGCUAUGCUGCAAGCGGAUGACGAGGAUGACCUGAUGGAGGAGAGGAUGAAAAGCCCUUUUGGAUCAUCCUUCCGGACAUUUAAUGCGACCGAUUACAAACCUAUAGCAACCAUUGAUGUGAAACGGAACAUCUUUGACCUGUGCACAGACACCAAAGACUGCUACCUUGCUGUCAUCGAGAACCAAGGCAGUAUGGAUGCUCUGAACAUGGACACGGUGUGCAGGCUGUACGAGGUGGGCAGGCAGCGUCUGGCGGAAGAUGAGGAUGAAGAGGAGGACCAGGAGGAGGAGGAGCAGGAGGAGGAGGAUGACGACGAAGACGACGACGACACCGACGACCUGGACGAGCUGGACACCGACCAGCUGCUGGAGGCGGAGCUGGAGGAGGAUGAGAACAACGGGAACGCCGGGGAGGACGGGGACAACGACUUCUCUCCCUCUGACGAGGAGCUGGCCAACCUGCUGGAGGAGGGGGAGGAAGGGGAGGACGAGGACUCGGAGGCGGACGAGGAGGUGGAGCUCAUCCUGGGAGACACCGACAGCUCGGACAACUCGGACCUGGAAGAUGACAUCAUCUUGUCCCUGAAUGAGUGAGGGGCCGUCGCCGCGCGGGAAGAGGGUUCCUGGCAGGCGACAAAGCGGUCACGAGUCGGGAACACCGCCCCUUGCCUUUUAAGGAACCGCGGGCCCUGCUGCGCGCAGAGGGUCCUGGCGCAGGAAGUCCCGCUGGAGCCGGGGGUCCUUCUGAAAGACAGCGACACGCGCAGCCGGCCACGGGCCCGGGCGCCGCUCCCCCUUCUCCUGGGGUGGGCGUCUUCCUCAAGGGGGGAAAUUAAAAAAGACACGUCUCUCGGGUUAUUUCACGAUAUAUUUUCUUUGUAUAAUGUUCUUUACUUAAAGAACAAGAAAUAGUUUUUUAUGAAAUGUAAAAAGAAAAAAAAAAACGCAUUUAUAACCGAGGGCAUGAACUUAUAUCCACCAGGUCUCUUGUCCCUGCACUUCAUUUUCUGUGGAAGAAAAUCAUGUCUGAAGAACAAGAGGCAUUUUUACAUACAUAUUUAAAUGAAAGGAAAAUCAUGGUUUCUUAAAUUGAUAAGGAUUAAGAAUAUUUUAUUAUAAAUAUAAUAUAUGAUUUUUACCCGGUUUUGUUGCCUCACGUGCGGUCAGGUUCAUGUUCCCCUCCAGGCCAGAGGUGGGGGUGCGGCGCCGGGUGCCGGGCGGCCGUGGCUAGUGGGUCUGUGGGGCCGAGGGAGCUUAGGGUGUAAAUUCACUCCCUCUGUUUUCCUUUGUGAUUCAGUUUUCCAGCAAUCUUUUUUUGUUUUUCUCCCCAAUGUGGAAAUUACAAAUCAAAGGCCUUUUUCUUUAAUGUAAAGUGUAUUUAUUUAAAAAAAAAUACAAAAUAAACUACAAGUCUGUCUGUCUUU
This is a messenger RNA of Manis pentadactyla (Chinese pangolin), 5915 nucleotides long. RefSeq names its product DDB1 and CUL4 associated factor 1 (gene DCAF1). Gene Ontology annotation, molecular function: histone H2AT120 kinase activity; nuclear estrogen receptor binding. Gene Ontology annotation, biological process: protein ubiquitination. The transcript is spliced from 25 exons. The coding region runs from base 565 to 5085 and encodes 1506 amino acids. Gene Ontology annotation, cellular component: Cul4-RING E3 ubiquitin ligase complex; nucleus. NCBI's taxonomy places the organism in Eukaryota, Metazoa, Chordata, Mammalia, Pholidota, Manidae. The record is from RefSeq and is a predicted model, not a curated record.